AUGGCAAAGGCCGGUUUCCUGCUGGCAUCGUUGGUCACUGCCCCCUCCUUCCAGCCCGCCCUGCUGUUGGAUGUGGCUCAGAUUCUUCUGGAUAACUACUGCUUCCCUGAAAACUUGGUUGGAAUGCAAGAAGCCAUAGAGCAGGCUAUCAGCAGCGGAGAAAUCCUCCACAUUUCCUACCGGAGGACUUUGGCAGCCGCCAUGAGGGCCGGCGAGCGGGGUGCGCUCAGUGACCCCCGGCUGCUCGUCUCCUACGAACCGGGUCACGUUCCCAUGACUCCUACCACCCUUCCCUAUCAUUCCCCGGAGCAGCUAAUGAGGGUGCUCCAGAGUCUGAUCAAGGCAGGAGUCAUAGGUCACAACGUGGGCUAUCUGAGGGUCGACUACAUCAUUGGGGAGGAAAUGGCGGAGGGAGUCAGCCAGUUUUUCUUAGACAGUGUCUGGAACAAGGUGGCACACACCUCCUGAUUCAUUUUUGAUCUCCGUUACUCGACCUCUCUGGACAUGUCUGGAAUUCCUUUCAUUAUGCCCUAUUCUUCUGACCCAGUUAUGCUAGUCAACUCUGUGUACAACAGACCCUCUAACACCACGAGCAAACUGUGGACUAAGCCCUGGCUUCCAGGACUAAGGUAUGGAUAAAGAAAGGACCUGGUAGUUUUAACAAGUGGAUGUAACAUAGGUGCCGCUGAGGGAGUAGCUUACGCCCUGAAGCACCUAAAGAGCCAUGUCAUUGUAGGGGAGCGAUCUGCUGGAGGGUCGCUGAAAAUCAAGAAGCUACAUCUGGGCAAGUCAGAUUUCUACAUCACAGUGCCUUUUGCCAGAGCUAUAAGCCCCAUUAUGGGGCAGAGCUGGGAAGUCAGUGGCGUGUCAGCCUGCCUAAGAGUCGAUGCCAAAGAUACUCCUGUGGAGGUCAGAAGUGCUAUUCCAAAAACAGUCCAGGGGGUCUCUGACAUUAUGAAGGACUUCUGUUCAUUCACAGAUAAAGUACCUGCUCUGAUCUACCACCUGUCAUCUAGGGAUUUCUUCGCCGUCUUUUCCGAGGAAGACCUCGCCGCUAAACUAAGCUAUGAGCUCCAGUCAGAGUCUCCGGUAAUAAUUGAAGCGACCCGAGAACUGGGCCAGGUGCCAGAAGACCCAUCUGCUCUGGAGGCUUUGGUGGAGACCGAUGUGAGCGUACUGCCAGGGAACACCGGGUACCUGCAGCUUGAUGAGUAUGGCGAAGGUGCCCUGCACAUGAAGGUAGGUGAGCAGAUUGCAAAGAAGGUGUGGGAACCUUUCAAAGACACAGAGAACCUCAUAGCCGACCUUCGUUUUAACACCGGAGGUUCAACAUCAGUUCUGCCUAUCCUGCUCUCGUACCUCCAUGACACAUCGCCGCUGGUGAACUUCUUCACCAUCUACAGUAGAAUUGGCAACACCAACACUGAGUUCCGCACUCUACCGGGCCUUCCAGGCACACCGUACGGAUAGAAACAAGGGGUGUAUCUGCUGACCAGCUACCACACUGUUGCAGCUGGUGAGGAGUUUGCCUACUUGUUGCAGUCCCUACACAGGGCCACCAUCAUUGGCGAGGUCACCUCUGGCACUCUGAUGGACUCCAAGUUUUUCCCAGUGGAGGACACUGACAUCGUCAUCACAGUACCAGUCAUAAACUUCAUAGACUGCAAUGGAGAAACUUGGCUCGGAGGUGGAGUUGUACCAGAUGCCAUUGUGCUGGCUGAGGAAGCGAUAGAGCAGGCUCACAAGAUCAUUGCAUUCCACCAGGAGGUCCAAGCUUUGAUAUUGGUGGCAGGGGGAUCUCCUGGAAGAUCACUACGCCAUUGGAAGGCAGAAAUGAUUCUCACCCUGGCCUUGGUGGUGAUCGCUGGCAAUGUCUGCCUCGUUCACUCCUCCUACCCUCCUACUCUGGUUAUGGAUAUGGCUAAAAUACUUGUACAGAAUUACUGUUACCCCGAGCAUUUGGAGGGCAUGAUGGAGGCCAUAGAGAAGGCCAGCAGCAACACAGACAUCCUCAAUAUCCCGGAUCCAAUCGCCGUGGCGAUGGCACUCAGUGCCGGCAUGGUGUCCACCACCGGGGAUUCCCGGCUGCUCAUCACCUACGAGCCCGACUACAUUCCCAAGCCACCUCCCGUGCUGUCACCUGUGCCCCCGGAAUAUCUGAUCAGCAUCAUCAAGAAAUCGAUCCAGGUUGAGGUCCUGGAGAACAACAUCGGCUACUUCAGGAUCGACCACAUAAUCGGGGAAGAUACAGCAGAGAAAAUCGGUCCCCUGCUCGUAGAGAACAUCUGGAACAAAGUGCUGCUCACGUCCGCGAUGAUUUUAGACCUCCGUCACACAGCUUCUGGGGAACUUUCAGGGGUCCCUUACAUCGUGUCCUACUUCUCAGACGCCGAGCCCCUGAUUUGCAUCAGCACCGCGUACGAUCGGCCCUCGAACACCACCACGGAGUUUUGGUCCUUGCCAGAGCUUCUGGGGAAGAGGUACGGAAUGAGCAAAGACUUGAUCAUCCUGACAAGCACGAACACCAGAGGUGUCGCUGAAGAUGUGGCCUAUGCAAUGAAGAACAUGAAAAGGGCCACCAUCGUUGGGGAAAGAACUGCAGGGGGAUCCUUAAAAAUCGAGAAGUUGAGGGUUGGGGAGACUGGCUUUUACUUCACUAUGCCUACUGCUAGUGUUAGAAGCCCUAUCACAGGAGAGAGCUGGGAAGUGAAGGGUGUGACGCCCUGCAUUGAGGUCGAUGCGGAAGACGCACUGGAAACUGCAGUGAAAAUCAUUAACCUGAGGUCUAAAAUUCCCAUCAUCAUCCAGGAGGCAAGUGUCCUUGUGGCUGAAAAGUACGCAUUCACUCAGAUCGCAGGGGAUGUGUCACAGAAACUUCUGGAUCUCCUGGAGAAUGGCACCUACAGCAUGAUCAAUUCUGAGACCGAGCUGAAGGCCCGGCUGUCUGCUGAUCUGAAGGAACUUUCCGGAGACAAAUGCCUGACGGCCACACACAUCACCACCCAGGACCCCGUGCCGGAACUUGCCCCGGAGGUGUUGGCUGAGAUGAUCAGGGCUUCCUUCCAAACAGACAUCCUGGAAAAUAACGUCGGGCUCCUUCGCUUCGACAUGUUCGGGGAUUUCGAGCAAGUGGCCCCCAUCGCCAAGAUCAUUGUGGAAAACGUCUGGAACAAAGUGCUGAACACCAAGGCACUGGUCAUUGACCUAAGGAAUAACAUGGGAGGAUAUACCAGCGCUAUACCGGGAUUCUGCUCCUAUUUCUUCGAUGGAAAUAAACGAAUUCUCCUGGACACCCUGUACAACCGGCCCAGUGAAACUUUGAAGGAAAUGUGGACCUUGUCCCAGCUGACUGGUGAACGGUACGGUGAGAAGAGAGGUCUGAUCAUCCUGACAAGCGCCAUGACGACGGGCGCGGCUGAGGAGUUUGUCUACAUUAUGAAGAAACUGGGCCGGGCCACCGUCAUCGGCGAGGUCACCCACGGUAGCUGCCAUCCACCCGAGACCUUCCGUGUGGCUGACAGCGACGUGUACCUGAGUGUUCCCGUUACCCGAUCGGACGCGCUGCAGGACCAUGGCUGGGAGGGGGUCGGCAUCAGCCCCCAUAUCGCUGUGUCUGCUGACGCUGCACUGGACACUGCUAAAGACCUCCUGAACAAGCACUUCGGCGGUCAAAAAUAA
Messenger RNA from Brienomyrus brachyistius, 3678 nucleotides. It is a transcript of the gene rbp3, whose product is annotated as retinol binding protein 3. Gene Ontology annotation, biological process: proteolysis. The record is from RefSeq and is a predicted model, not a curated record. Lineage: Eukaryota; Metazoa; Chordata; Actinopteri; Osteoglossiformes; Mormyridae. Gene Ontology annotation, molecular function: retinol binding; serine-type peptidase activity.